Messenger RNA from Tigriopus californicus, 801 nucleotides. RefSeq lists its product as uncharacterized. The transcript has 3 exons. Gene Ontology annotation, molecular function: transmembrane transporter activity. Bases 40 to 801 code for a protein of 253 amino acids. The record is from RefSeq and is a predicted model, not a curated record. NCBI's taxonomy places the organism in Eukaryota, Metazoa, Arthropoda, Copepoda, Harpacticoida, Harpacticidae.
UUGUUCGUGGUUGGAACGCCUGGCCUCCCAUUUUAUGUCAUGGGAGGGAUUAUCCUUUUCUUCACCUUGGUGCUCUUCCUGAUGGUUCCAAAUGUAAAACCUGGCUCUUCCUCCAAGAGCAAAGACCUGGCCAAUGGCUCAAAACCCUGUCUCACCAUUAGAAACGUCAUCCAAUCUUUUAGUCUUUCCCUCCCGUUUUUGGACAAAUUCAUCCUUUUUUGUGGAAAUGGGAUGCUUGAAUCCAUGCUCCAACCACAUAUGAUAAAUUCCGAGGCUCAAGCAACUCAGUUCGAGGUCAGCAUGGCAUUCUUGAUCAUGGCCACGUGUUACGUGGUCAUCUGCCCAAUUGUUGGUCACGUUUGUGAUGGAAUGAAGAGGCCGAUUUUGCUCUCCAUUGUCGGAAACUGUUUCUUGGUCGUAGCAUUCAUCUUUAUAGGACCCGCUCCAUUUAUCACCAGAUUGCCGACCUCGGUUCCAUUGAUUUUCGGAAUGAUGCCCCUCUUUGGGUUAGCAAACGGAUUGGUAGCAGUCUCCUCGUUUUCAAGAGCUUAUAAGGAAUCCAUCCGACAAGGAUAUCGAGAUGACGUCAGCACCUAUUUGAUUGUAACAGGUAAGAUAGAAAUCGAAAAUCCCUACUUUAGAUCUCAAGUCCAGCGGCUUCUAAUUGUGUGUUCCCAAAAAUUUGCGUUAGGAAAAUUGAGUCAAAACCUUAAAGUACUAGAUUUUUUGACGUUCGAUAGCGUUAAUAAACAUGAGCAGUGUAGAUUAACAGAAUUAGGACUAUUUUUCUUGAAGAACUAA